This is a messenger RNA of Thalassophryne amazonica, 1927 nucleotides long. Its product is annotated as chromobox protein homolog 2-like. Gene Ontology annotation, biological process: negative regulation of transcription by RNA polymerase II. The transcript is spliced from 5 exons. Gene Ontology annotation, cellular component: heterochromatin; PRC1 complex. NCBI's taxonomy places the organism in Eukaryota, Metazoa, Chordata, Actinopteri, Batrachoidiformes, Batrachoididae. The record is from RefSeq and is a predicted model, not a curated record. Bases 78 to 1679 code for a protein of 533 amino acids.
UCGACAGUCCCUGCGGUGAUUAUCGAUCGGUAACAGUAUCAGUACGGUGGCCGUGUUCGGUCACAGUGGUCUCAGUCAUGGAGGGGGUGACUGUGGGCCAGGUAUUUGACGCGGAGUGCAUCCUCAGCAAACGGCCCAGAAAGGGAAAGUUCGAGUAUCUGGUCAAGUGGAGAGGCUGGUCGUCUAAGCACAACAGCUGGGAGCCCGAGGAGAAUAUUUUGGAUCCACGGUUAUUGGCGGCAUUCCACAAGAGAGAACAAGAACGGGAGCUGCUGUUCCAAAAGAAAGGAAAGAGGCCAAGAGGGCGUCCACGGAAGAUUCUGCCACCUGCACCAGCCUCCACAAAGAACAACCGUUCUUCCUCCUCCUCUUCCUCUGGCCUUUCAUCGUCCGCCUCAUCCUCUUCUUCAGAGGAUGAAGAUCACACAAAGAAGGCAAAACCCAGUCCUCGCCUGCACCCGGUCCCACAGAAAAGACCCCAGAUCCUGCUGGCCAAACCCGAUCCAUCCCGCAAGAAGAAGCGUGGGAGGAAGCCACUCCUCCCUGACCUGAGAGCUUUAAGACAGGCGAAGAGCAGGCCGACACCUUCACUACCUCCGCGCCACCACCAUGUGCUCAAAUUGCACCGGGACCUGCCGAGGGAGGAUCCUCGGUCCAGUGUCAAGAAGCCCUUGCAGCCGGCCAGUUUCACCUACACCGGGCUGGGCCGGGCUUCCAGGGAUGAUGGGCCGUCCGUGUCCCAGAGUUCUGCCAGCUCAUUCUCACAAGGGCCUCCUUCCAAACCUGGAACACUUAACUGCGUUUGGGCCAAUCGUUCUUUAUCCGGCUCAUCUCAAUCCUCAUCAUCCUCCCACAGCAAAGCCAGUCCACCCCUGCAGAGUAAGAACUCUCUGACUGAGCUGAAGCGCUCUGUCUCCGAGACGAGCAGCAACAGAGGAGACGCCUUCAAGGUGUUGCCUCAGAAACAUGGUUCUGGCUCAGGUUCGUUGGGCUUGAAUAACAGCUACGGAAGAGGCCAGGCGGCAGUCCAGCGUCAGGCUUGCCUGGGCCAACACAAACAGCAGAACUCCAGCUUUUCCAAACCAUUACCCUCGCUAACCUCACGUGAGCGGAGCGACCAGGCGCUCAGCCUCAGAGCACUGAACCUGCAGAGUGUCAACAAACCCGUAAACCUUCAGGGAAACAGCACAAGCGGUGCUGCAGCAGCAUCCGCCAGGCUAAGCUUAAGGAGCGGCAGCGGGGUCAGUGGCAUCAAAAUGGGGAGUAACAAAGAGACUCGAACCUACGCAGGCGGGCAGCGCUGUGGCCUGGCAGCAGGUGACAGCGGAGAUCAGGUGAAACUGAGAGAAGCAAAGGAACUGUUACGCGAGGCUGAGCGAGACGGUAAAGGAGGCGGGAAGAAACUCAGCUCGCAAAAUCGAAGCCUGAAUGAGCUCAGCACCGGCGACUCCGAAACCAGCAGCAGCGAAUCAGAACACGACGCCUCCCUCUUUCCCGACAGCAGGCCCUGCCUUGAUGCCAGUGUAACCAUGUCAGACACGGAUCUAGAAACGGAUUGGCGGCCGACCCGGAGCCUUUUGGAGCACGUGUUUGUCACAGACGUCACAGCUAACUUCAUCACGGUGACAGUGAAGGAGUCGCUGACCAGCGUCGGUUUCUUCAAUUCCAGAAAUCACUGAUGAUGAGCGACGCCGUACUCAGCAUUGCUGAUCUGGAACUGAACUAGCAGUGAUGAAACUCCUGCCACCAGAGAGUCCGAGCUAGACCUUAGUCUUUUUCAUUUGGAACAGGAACGUUGUGCCGUCAGCUAUUUGACAGUUUCUGUGAUGAGGGGAAAAUCUCGCUGAAUGUAAACUCUGUCCAAUCAAAGAUGUAACGUGUUGACAGUGAAACAUCGUCGGUAUCCAGAUGGUAUUUACACCACAAA